Messenger RNA from Thyridium curvatum, 1032 nucleotides. RefSeq lists its product as uncharacterized. The transcript is spliced from 5 exons. Gene Ontology annotation, molecular function: protein heterodimerization activity; DNA binding; structural constituent of chromatin. Gene Ontology annotation, cellular component: nucleosome. NCBI's taxonomy places the organism in Eukaryota, Fungi, Ascomycota, Sordariomycetes, Thyridiales, Thyridiaceae. Bases 1 to 1032 code for a protein of 343 amino acids. The record is from RefSeq and is a predicted model, not a curated record.
AUGCUGGGUGGGGACGUGCCUGAUCGCGAAUCGUCGCGUCUAGUAAAGCUCACCAGCCUCUCCAAUUUCGCCGAAAGCGUCGCAUUCCUCUUUGACAUGCAGCGUCCAGACCCGCACAACAUCGCCGUCCCUCUCUUUUACCUUUUGUUCUCUCGAAAACGACGUUCCCAGAACCCUGUUUUGUUUACCACACACGGCUUUGCUCGCCUUCCUCUUGAGCUCCCCGCGAAACUACGCGCUUCCAAGAUCAUGACCGGCCGGCGACCAGCAAAGGGAACCCCCAAGAAGGGCACGGCGAGAGCAAAGCAGUCAGGCCCCGCCAGGAGGAGAUCAAGGCCCAGUGAUGUUCAACCCGGAGACCCAGUGCCGCAGAAGCGCGCGCGCAGAUAUAGGCCUGGUACGGUGGCAUUGAGGGAAAUUCGCAAAUAUCAAAGCAGCACCGACUUGUUACUUCUCAAGCUUCCUUUCGCUAGACUGGUCCGAGAGAUCGCAUUGGGUGUCCGACCAAGGGAUGAAGGCAUGAGGUGGCAGUCCCAAGCCAUACAAGCGCUCCAAGAAGCAUCCGAGGCUUUCCUGAAUAACCGGAUAUAUUCCGGCCUCAUCCGUGCCGAGUCCACGUCUACUUUGUUCAAAGUUCAUUUGAUAAGCUAUAAGGUCGCUGCUCGGCCUACCUUUGAGAUAACACUCGUCAGUGUUUCCACUGGAAGGCCCCUUGGAUCGCCAACGCCAAAUAUGUCUACAGCAGCAGCUCGCACCUCUGUUCGUCAAGGAGUUCCAAUAUCCUUCCCCGUCUCCGAAGCCCACCUGUGGGCCCUUGACCUUGGUUUUCACGCCCUGGAGCUCAACUACGGGGCCAUCAGCGCCGAGGUGCUCAUGCAGUGCUAUCCCGCUGUGAACAAGACUCUCCUCUACUCGACCUUUUAUGUCGUCAUAAUCCUCAACAAAGGCUACAACAUCCUUGGAGAGGCCACUGGCAAGGAAUGGAGAGCGUCGAGAAGCCCCUUGGCGGCAGAUAUGCCAAGUUCUCCCUAA